AUGAAGGUUGAAGAUCAAUUGGCGUUGAUUCUCUCGAAGUUGGAUGAGCAAUUGAAGGGGAUCUUCGAGAACACGCGCUGCCUCCACCAAGUUCAUGAUUCAGUAACUGAGAUCACCGUAGCCAGGGCUGAGUUCGACCGCUGGAGAACCAAGGUCGACGACCAAGUGGCGGAUCUACGCGACUGCGUCGACAACCUUCAUCAGCAACUCGAUGAACUCAAGUCGGCUUCCACCACAACUACUACUUAUCCCGCCCAUGCUGGAUCCAGUUCUCUCAAGGUGCCGGGGUCCGCUCAUCUAGACCCAUCCUCUGUGCAGGCGGCAUCUGGUCCAUGUGGCCACGGUGCUGAACCCCAUCACCGGAGCGAUGGUUCGGGGGUCGUUUAUACCCUUGAACCACCUCCGGUCAACGAAAUUAGAGCUACUGUUUUGUUACAUCGUCCAAAAGACUUGGAUACUGCGAGUUCUCUUGCUAUUUUACAGGAAGAGGUACUGUCUGGGCAUGUUCCCAAGGAAUACAAGAAGCUGGAUUCAUCUUACUCAAGCAAGCAUACAAGCAAGACUCAGUCCAUGGCUGCAACUUUUUCAAACAAGACUGCUAACAGUAAACACUCUUCAGAGUCAGCUGUGGGGAAUUCUUCUGUUCAACCUGAUGAAAAAUUGGCUUCUCUCAUGGCUUAUAGAAAGGCCAGAGGCUUGUGUUUCAAGUGUGGUGGUAAAUGGGGCCCUCAACACAAGUGUCCACCAAAUGUUCCCUUACAAGUCAUUGAAGAACUCUGGCAACUUCUGGGAGAACUUGCUGAGCAAUCUCUUGAAUCUGAUUCUGACCCUGAUGAACUUAUGGCUUUAUCUGAUGAAGUAAUCAAGGGAAUCUGUGCACCUCAUACCCUUAAGGUCCAUGCAUUUAUUCAGGGUUAUAACUCUCUGGUUUUAGUGGAUUCUGGAAGUUUCCACAAUUUCAUCAGUGAACACUUGGCUAAAAUGUGUUAUGACGCUAUCCUUGGUAUAGAAUGGUUGGAGUCUUUUAGCCCUAUGCAGAUUCAGUGGAAGCAAAAGUGGCUCAGUUUUCAGUAUCAGCAGACUAAAGUCAAAAUUCAAGGUAUUCAAGGUACUACUGAUAAGCCACAAGAGGUUACACUUAAUCAACUGUUAGCUAUGGUGAAGCAGGAAGCUAUGUGGGGUGUGGUUGAGUUACAUGCAGUUGACACCACUAAUUCCAACAGCUAG
Molecule: messenger RNA, 1227 nt
Organism: Miscanthus lutarioriparius
Lineage: Eukaryota; Viridiplantae; Streptophyta; Magnoliopsida; Poales; Poaceae
Source: the annotation of a GenBank genome assembly